This is a messenger RNA of Ornithodoros turicata, 1140 nucleotides long. RefSeq names its product RNA-binding protein with serine-rich domain 1-like. Bases 188 to 991 code for a protein of 267 amino acids. Gene Ontology annotation, molecular function: RNA binding. The record is from RefSeq and is a predicted model, not a curated record. The transcript has 7 exons. Gene Ontology annotation, cellular component: nucleoplasm; ASAP complex; cytoplasm. Gene Ontology annotation, biological process: mRNA splicing, via spliceosome. NCBI's taxonomy places the organism in Eukaryota, Metazoa, Arthropoda, Arachnida, Ixodida, Argasidae.
AUAAAAGAAAAGCCGACGGAAGCCUAGUUUAAAGAAAGCCAUCCGAUCCAAUCCAGCGUGGUCUUUCUUUUCGAGUGAGUCUCUGCGUAGAAAGUUGCAUUUCUAAGUUUUGCAGGACUGUUCUGUCAAAGAAAUACCCUAACAAGUGGGGGUUCUUACGCUUGUAACCGGGAGAAGAUAUCAGAAAAUGGCGGCAAGUCCGAAACGUGCCCGCGCCGACACAAAGAAGGAGAGGGGGAGGCCGGUAACGAAGAAGAAGCGCAGCGCCUCUAGCAGCAGUUCUCGCUCCAGCAGUGGCGGCAGUAGCGGAGGAGGAGGAGGCGGAAGUUCGUCCAGCGGCAGUUCUUCAUCCAGUAGUUCGAGUGCAUCUUCACGUUCCUCGUCGUCAUCAUCGUCGUCAUCCAGGUCAUCUUCCGCAUCUCCCAAACGUACCACACGUCGACCUUCCAGAUCAUCCUCACCCGCACGACAGCAACAGCAGCAGAGCCGGCGCAGCGGAGGAACCAGCCGACGAAGCCCCACUCCAAAGCCGUGCAAGAUACACGUGGGACGGCUCACCCGCAACGUCACUCGAGACCACCUGUUGGAGAUCUUCGGCUGCUACGGGCCAGUGAAAAGCGUGGACUUGCCUCCGGACCGGACGCACAGCCACCUGUCUCGUGGCUUUGCCUACGUGGAGUUUGAGAGUCCAGGGGACGCUGAACGUGCCAUGAAACACAUGGAUGGGGGCCAGAUCGAUGGACAAGAAGUGACGGCGGCUCCAGUGCUCCUUCCCCGACCCCCCCCUCGCCGCCCAAGUCCACCUAGGCGUGCAGCUCCUCCUCCGCAGCACUGGCAUCGGCGUUCACCUCCGGCACCCCCGAUGCAACGUGGUCCCCCCAGGCGAAGGAGUCCAGCACGGCACCGCUCCCCCCGACGGCGCUCCAAGUCGCCCCCUCCAGCAAGUUCCCGAAGACGUCACGAACGGUCCAGCUCCAGUUCUUCUCGCUGAGGAAUAAAUCGUUUCACUCUCGCACACGCUCGACUUAAAGGUUACCGUCUCAUAUCCAGGUGCACGUACAAUGCCUGGGUACAUGGGCAUUGAAAAUGGUCCAUUUGUCCUUGUGACUUUGAAACUGGAAUAAAUUUGAUUAUGGUGAA